Molecule: messenger RNA, 198 nt
Organism: Sphaeroforma arctica JP610
Lineage: Eukaryota; Ichthyosporea; Ichthyophonida
Exons: 1
Source: RefSeq, a predicted model, not a curated record
AUGUUUAUGCGUGUACUGUUUAUCGUUCUCUACCACAGGUACAAAACCGCCCGGGAGAACUUCGAUGACGAGGUCAAUAAGUGCGUCAACCAAUCACUGGACGAGUAUCUGGACAGGCAACUGAAGGGGAAUGUGAUUGUCUUCAGUGAAUACAGCGAGAGCAAAUACGGUCGAGCCAGGGAGAAUAUACGCAACCUA